AAUAAUCUUUAUAUAAAACGGCGGGGCAACGGCGAAAGGAUCUUAUUUGGAACCAAUGAGCGAACUUGUAAGGAUUAAUUUUUUCAAUUUUCAUCGAGUCUAAAGUGGACAAGUUAAUAGUUUAGUUUAACUUGUUAGUGUGUGUUAGUGUUAUUAAAUUGUUGGUUAUCCAUUUUUUAUUUAUCAUCAACCAUUAAAUCCAAAAUAACCCAAAAUGACCAGGACUUUAAUAUGUCUUCUAGUCUCAAGUUUAUUUGUUAGUGUGGCUCAAUCCAAGGAAUACUCUGAACAAAUUAAUCAAGGAUACUCAGUUGCUUUACCCUACCUAUCACCAGUCUCGUCAUCUUCAUCAUCUUCUUCAGCUUCAUCUGUAACACCGACUGGACAAGAUGAACUUCAAAGUGCAGCUCAGUAUCAACAGCCAUCCUAUUCUGGACCAGCCGUCAACAGUGUUGCCUCUUCUGUUUAUGCUAACGGAGGGCCAAUCGGUGUAGCUGAUCAACAGCAAAAGAGUUUCGGUAAUUAUGGUUUGGUUCAACAAGCACCACCGUCACCACAGCAGUACCUUCAAUCACAACCACAAUCGCCACAACAAUCACCUCAACAAUCGCCUCAACUCAACUUUGAUCAACAACAACAACAGCCAUUACAAAACUCACAGUUGAAUUAUGGUAAUGUGGGUAAUAAUAACGAUUACAAUGGGCUUAAAUCAAAUCAAAAUGUUCAGAAUAAUCAAGGAGCUAACAAAAAAACCGUUAUAUUAGCCAUUCCAGUCAAAUUAGCUCUUCAAUUACCCGAAAAUAAAGGUGGCUUAGAUGAUAAACAACAGUUACAACAACCUCAACAACAAUCUUCUCAACAAGGCUAUAAUAAUUUUGCAACAGCAAAUUUCCAAUCAUCUAGACCAUAUGACAGUGUUAAAAAUUAUGGUGAUAAUAGUGGUAAUGAUCAGAAGAAUAAUGAAUAUCGUGGUAAUUCACCUGUUUACAGUUCCCAAUCUCCAUACGGACAACAAAGCCAAUCCUAUGACAACUCAAACUUGGGAUCACAAAGCUAUUCAUCAUCUUCUUCGCCUUCAUCUGGUUCCAAAUCUUCAUCUUACAAUAGAGAUUCAAAUCAAUAUGAUGUCCAACAAAAAUAUGAUUACAAAAAUAAUGAUGCGUCUGCUUAUAAUGGAAAUAAUCCUUACGUUCAAAUGAAGGAAUCAGACUACUCAAAUUCAAGGAGUAAAUCACAGUCAAACUCUUAUGAAAACCAACCUGAUUCUGAAUACGCAAGUAAAGAUUCUCAGACCUCAGAAAAUGAUGGAUUUGACAGUUACGAUGGCUCCAAAGGUGAUUCCUACAAAAGUGGCGAUUCUUACAAAGGUGGCGAUUCCUACAAAGGUGGUGACUCCUACAAAGGUGGCGAUUCUUACAAAGGUGGCGAUUCUUACAAAGGUGGCGAUUCUUACAAAGGUGGUGACUCCUACAAAGGUGGCGAUUCCUACAAAGGUGGCGAUUCUUACAAAGGUGGCGAUUCCUACAGAGGAAGCGAUUCAUAUAAAGGAGGAGACUCUUACAAGGGAAACAAAGAUGAUAACUACCCAUCCGCACCUGAAUCCUCUUCAUCCUAUGAUGAUGACAAUGAAAAUGAUCCCUCUAACUACCCAAAGAUGCCUAAAGGUUACAAAUUUAAAUCUGCAUCUUACUCGUCCGAUUCAGAUUCCUCUUCUUACAACAAAGAGAAAGGUAAUGAUUACCCACUGACAAGUUCAUAUGAUGGUAACCAAGAUGAUUGGCAAUCGGGUUACUCCGAAAAAGGUCGAAAUAAGCCAAAGGGAGGUGUCAAAGGAGCAAACAAUUUAGAGUACGAUCUUGGUUCAUACUCUGGUGACGAUUCAAGCUCAUAUUCAAAUGAUGAUUCAGAGGGUAAACCUGACUCAGCAUCAAUCAAAGCAGCUCUUGAAAACUAUGGUUCGCUAAAAAGUAAUGUUCAUGAAGGUAAUUCUGGUUCAAGUGGAAUAAAAGUCAUCAAUGAUUAUUCUGCUCUCAAAGAAUACGAAAAUAUGAAAGAUUAUGGUUCAUUGUCAUUUGGAAGUGGUUCAAAGGAUUACAAUGGAAUGAAAUCAUUGAGUGAUUACGGUUCUUUCAAAGAUCUACCAUCGAUGAAAGACUAUGCCUCAUUGACCAAAGAACGACCAAAAGAGAUUAAACUUUCAAGCUAUGACAGUUCAGAUUCAAUUGAUGACGAUGAUUCUGGAUCUUCGUCCAGCGGUUUAUCGUCCUAUUCAAGUGGUUCCGAUUCUUCUUACAGCGGUCUUUCAUCUUAUGAUUCAUCACCUCUUUCAUCUGGUUCAUAUUCUGACUCUUCCAGCUUAGGAUCACUUCGUCCAUCCAAAUAUUCAUCAUCUGGUCUCGGUUCACUUGGUGAGUCUUCAUACGAAUCUUUCUCUCCUGGAAACUCAUACAGUUCUUCUGGGCUAUCAAGUCUUUCAAGUGACUCUUCAUACGAGCUUCCACAUUCAAGUUCACCCUCAGUCUCUCAUGCAUCUUCAGGAUCAAACUACGGAUCAGCUUCAUUUAGUCCAUCAACAUUCACCAUCUCGGAUGCUAUCAACGCUCAAGACGGUGUUUCAAGUUUCUCAUCUUACUCAUCACCAGUCAGUCUCUCAUCAUCCUACCUUUCUCCUUCAGGAUCUGAUGCUGCCGCUGCCGCUGCUGCUGUUGCUGCCGUUUCUUCUCCAUCAAUCUCCACCUCAUCAGGCUUACCUCUAUCGAUUCAAAACACCGAUAGCUAUGGUUCAAGUCAACCCAUUGAUCUCUCGUCCCUUUACGGUUCAACAAUGAAAUCUUAUUCAUCGCCCAUCUAUUCCCCACCUAGAUCUCCACUAGCCUUUUCAGGCCCAAUCUAUCCUCAAUCAAACCCACCUCCACACCCAAUGCAAGUUAUAAACGCUUACCAAGGUGGACAAUCAAUGCCUCCACCACCUUAUGGAAUGAUGUUUGGUAAACCUAAUAACAAGCAACAUCAAUCACCACCACCACCACCACCAUCAAAAUACAAGGCAAAUGGACCUCGUUUCCUACCACGAUUCCCUUCCAUGUCUUCACCACUUUCUUUGUAUAAGGGAUUACAAGGUUCAUCUUCAAGUGGCUCAAACAAAUUCAGUGCAUCAUCACUCCUGAGCUCAUUAUAUUCAUCAAGCUCAUCUCCAGCCAAAUUUGUGCUCAAAACAGGCGGAAAAGGUUCUGGUCUUCUUGGCAGCCUACGUUUAAGUUCAUCUCCAUCAUCCUCGUCAUCAUCAUCAUCAAAUAAAAAGCCAUCUUCAUUUACAUCACCCUUCAGACUGGACAAUAUUUUUGGUCAAAUUUACAAGCUUCUUUAAUCAUCAUCAAAAUAUAAUCAUUUUUACCCACACAUUACCUGAAUUGUUAUUCACAAACAACUUGCUUUUUGCCAAAUUGUAACUUUUCAUGUGCUAAUUUUUGUCAAAUGAUGAAACAAUGAAAUAUUUUUUUUUGCUGUUAAUGUUGUCAUCAUUGUAACUCUGAUUGACAAUUAACUUUAUUUUACCAACAAACGAUGAAUCCAUCAUAAAGAUCAUCUUAACUAUCACCGAAUGAUUCUUGUCAAAAUUAUCGUUGAUUGUGUUUUCGGUGAAAUAGGAAACCAUUUUAUAUACUAAUCAGUAUCAAGGAUAACCUUAAAUUAUAAUUAUAACUUACAAGAAACCAAAUUUUUUGUCUUAUCUUUUCACAAUUUAUUGCAAUUCUGGUCCAUAAUUAACUCAAAACAGACAUAAAAGGUUAUUAUCAAUUAAAA
Tetranychus urticae (two-spotted spider mite) is the source of this 3804-nucleotide messenger RNA. RefSeq lists its product as uncharacterized. Lineage: Eukaryota; Metazoa; Arthropoda; Arachnida; Trombidiformes; Tetranychidae. The record is from RefSeq and is a predicted model, not a curated record.